AAAGCAGCAGGCGCCUGUGCCUGCUCCGCCUCAUGCGCAGCGCCUGCCAGAGUCUGUCCUGCCCCCUCCCCACCACCUCACCACCACCAUGACACGGGACAUCCAGGCCCCUUUCUUCUUCCUGCUGCUAUUCCCAGUGCUUACAGCUGCUAGCAGUACUACGCCGACAGCAGUUUUUACAACCUCUGACUAUACAAGUGGAAAUAUACAGGCUUCGAGUAGUCAAAGCAGCCCAGCGUCCAGCGUCACUGACAGCAGUGCUGUGAACACAACCAGCAGCUUAGCCUUCACCCACAGCCCUGCCCAAGGCUCGGUCACCACUCCAUUCUACAAUGACAGCUCAUCCCUGACCACCAAUGACACCUCAUCUCCAACUCCCAGCCCUGCCUCAAGCUCAGUUGUCACUCCAGGUGCACAUGAGAGCACCUCUUCCAAGGCUAUCGUGACCCCAGACGACAUCGUGACCCCAUCCUCAGCUCCCAGCAACCACUCUGAUAUUCCCACCACUCCUACCAGUCACAUUAUGGAAACAAUUACUAGCAGCACUAACCAUAGCAUAGUAUCUCCCACCUCCAUUGCUACAACUUCUCAGCAGUUGACUGGUAGUGUCUUCCUGUACUUCCUGUCUUUUCACAUUAUAAACCACCAGUUUGAUUUUUCCCUGGAAAAUUCCAGCACCCCAUACUACCAGGCACUGCAGAGAAACAUUUCUGAAUGGUUUUCGCAGCUUUUUGAUGGGAAUUUCCUGGGCUUCUCAUAUGUCAAGUUCAGCCCAGGAUCUGUGGUGGUAGAAUUAAUUCUCGUCCUCCGAGAAGAUAUCAUUGAUGCCAACUACCUGAACACAGAGUAUCCUUGGAUUAUAGCACAAGCAACCAAAUAUAACCUGACCAUCUCAAGACUCAGCGUGACUGAUGUGUCACUUCCUUCCUCUGCCCAGUCUGGGUCUGGGGUACCUGGCUGGGGCAUUGCCCUGCUGGUGCUGGUCUGUAUUCUGGUCGCGCUGGCCAUCAUCUAUGUCAUUGCCAUGACUGUGUGUCAUUGGCAACGAAAGAACUAUGGGCAGCUGGACGUCUUUUCAACUGGCGAUGCCUACCAUCCUAUGAGCGAGUAUCCCACCUACCACACCCAUGGGCGCUAUGUGCCCCCUGGCAAUGCCAAACGGAGCCCCUAUGAGGAGGUUUCUGCGGGCAACGGUGGUAGCAACCUCUCUUACACAAACCUGGCAGCCACUUCCCCCAACUUGUAGGGGCACAUUGCCUGCUGAGUCCUGCCAGUGCCAGCUGCCUCUCUGAGGUUGGUUCUUCGCCGCUGGAGUCCCCUGCCCCCAACUCUGAUCUAGGCUGGUGAGCUAGGAGUUCAGAUGGGCUGCCCACAGUCUCCCUCACAGGCCCCGUCGAGUCCCCUAAACCAUCUUAGCCCUGGCGAAGCCUGUUUGGAGUCCCUGGGGACGUGCCUGAGGCAGUGGCUCCCAGGAAGGCUGGCCUGGAAAGCGCCGAGAUCGGAGUGGGAACCUGAACAUGGCUGAAUAAAACACAGGCCUCCUCUGCACUGA
Molecule: messenger RNA, 1552 nt
Organism: Camelus dromedarius (Arabian camel)
Lineage: Eukaryota; Metazoa; Chordata; Mammalia; Artiodactyla; Camelidae
Gene: MUC1
Product: mucin 1, cell surface associated
Exons: 7
Coding region: 89-1246 (385 amino acids)
Source: RefSeq, a predicted model, not a curated record